AUGGCGGGCGAGAUGGGGGUGGUGGGCAAGCUCGCGAACACGGAUCCGUCCUUCAGCCAGAUGCUCAAGAGCAUACAGGUCCUCCUCUUCCUCGUCCCAGCCAGCGCCGGGUUCUACGGCGCUGCCUUGCGACUGUGUCUACACUAUAGCGGCUAUCGACUAGGCCAGCGGAGAGUCUCGAACGCCCUCGUCUCGCUCAUCUCGCUCCUCGCGACCGGCUGUCUCUCAUGCCAAACCGCCCUCCUCUUCGUCAAUGUUGCCCAGGCUGCGCCCAUACAAGACCGCUUCGCCAACGCAAAGGGUAUACGUAUCGUCAGCAAGACGUGCGGGACCGCACUCGUCGUCGUCGCUCUCGCUUUCUUUGCCGCAAGAGCCUGGAUGAUGUUCUCCGAACGAACAAUACGAAACGUCGCCGUCGUGUCGUGCAUUGCCUCGUCUGCCGUCCUCAUCGCCUGGGACGUCAGGGCGUCGACAAGGCCGUCUGAGCCCGUCCUGUCUUCCGGUCCGGCCUUCAUCCUCGGAACGCUCAGCGGCUGGUUCACCUUCUGCACCUUCGCUUUCCUCACCUAUGCGUUAGGCUACAAAGCGGCUGCCACGACGACCGGAAGGACCGGGACAAGCGUGGUAACUUCCUCCACCGCAUCGCGCUACUACAGGCGCAUCUCGACCGCCGUCGAAGCGCCCGGCCUGCUCGGUCUCGCCGUCUUCGCCUUCGCCAUCUCCCACUCUCUCUCCUCGUCUUUCGCCGCUGCCCAGCAGACCAGCCUCUACUUCAGCAAUCUUAUCCCGCUCGUCGCCUACUUCAGCAUAAUGUUUGCACUCGUGCGCCUUCCUCCGAUGGGUGCAGGUCGGUUCUCGCUCAGCGGGAGUAGCGGAAAGGGUUCGGGCGGGACCGGCCGCACCCCCGCAGCGAGACCCCCUUCCUCCCCUCGCACUGGAACUGCACCCGACCAGACCGUCGCGCCCGACUCGGACGACCCGCAAACCUGGCGAGGAGAUGCGAUGGACCUCUUUCCCGGUAUCCAGCUCGACCCGGAGCACUCGCUCUCGAGGCCGACGUCGCCGCUUGGAGGGCUGCGGGACGCGUCGUUUGCGUCGGUGGGAGCGCCGUCGCAGGGGUACGAUGAGGCGGCCGUUGAGAUGGAGCCGACUGUUCAGAGACUGGAUAUGGCUGCGCUCGCGCCGGUCGAGAUGGAGGCGGCGAGGCCGAAUACAAAGCGACAGCCGUCGUUGACGACCGCAGGCCCGGCUACCUCACCCGCCUCUCCGCCCUCGUCCUCCUCUUGA
This is a messenger RNA of Rhodotorula toruloides NP11, 1287 nucleotides long. RefSeq lists its product as uncharacterized. Lineage: Eukaryota; Fungi; Basidiomycota; Microbotryomycetes; Sporidiobolales; Sporidiobolaceae. The transcript has 7 exons. The record is from RefSeq and is a predicted model, not a curated record. The coding region runs from base 1 to 1287 and encodes 428 amino acids.